AUGAAUAAUACAGAGGAGGGGGCGGAAUUAGAAAAUAGCGUAACAACUACUACCGCUGUACAGUCAAGACCUUCCUUUAUCUCAGUGGAUCCUUGGUAUACUAAAUUGGAUAUAUUACACAUCGGAUUGAAUACCAUUGACGAUUUUUCACCAUGCCGAAACCGAUCAAUGUGCCCCAACACAACAGGAAAACAACUCUUCGACCAAGUUGUAAAAACAAUUGGCUUAAGAGAAAUAUGGUUUUUUGGUCUCCAAUACAAAGAUAGCAAAGGCUUUACCACAUGGCUGAAACUGAAUAAAAAGGUUACUAGCCAAGAUGUGAGAAAGGAGACACCAAUAGACUUCCAGUUUAGAGCCAAAUUCUUCCCUGAAGAUGUCUCUGAAGAACUUAUUCAAGAAGUCACACAGCGCAUGUUCUUCCUUCAAGUAAAGCGUGCAAUUCUGUCUGAUGAAAUAUAUUGUCCACCAGAGACUUCAGUUCUUUUAGCAUCAUAUGCCUUGCAAGCCAAAUAUGGUGACUAUGAUUCUGAAAAGCAUGUAGCAGGAUCUUUUGUCAAUGACUCACAUGAACGGCUCCUCCCACAAAGAGUAUUUGACCAACACAAACUUGCUCCAGCCCAGUGGGAAGAAAGAAUAGUAACCUGGUACACUGAGCAUAGAAGAAUGUUGAGGGAAGAUGCUAUGAUGGAAUAUCUGAAGAUAGCUCAGGAUUUAGAAAUGUAUGGUGUGAAUUAUUUUGAAAUCAAGAACAAACGUGGAACUGAUUUAUGGCUUGGUGUUGAUGCCUUAGGACUCAAUGUUUAUGAAAAGGAUGACCGGUUAACACCAAAAAUUGGUUUUCCAUGGAGUGAAAUAAGAAACAUUUCUUUUAACGACAAGAAAUUUGUAAUCAAACCUAUUGAUAAGAAAGCUCCAGACUUUGUUUUCUAUGCACCUCGAUUACGGAUUAACAAGAGAAUCUUGGCUCUUUGUAUGGGUAAUCAUGAGUUGUAUAUGCGCCGUCGAAAACCAGAUACCAUUGAAGUGCAACAGAUGAAGGCUCAAGCCAGAGAAGAAAAGUUGGCCAAACAACAAGAUAGGGAAAAGAUAGAAAAGGAGAGAAAGAAGAGAGAAGAAGUUGAGAAAAAGUUAAAGGCUUAUGAGGACAGACUUCAGGAACUUAUCUCAGAAGCAAAAAUGCGCCAGAAAGAUUUGGAACAGUCUGAGGCCAAGAAACAAGAAUUAGAGAAUAGCUUAUAUGUCUUCAACCAAGAAAAAGAAAAUUUGGAACAAGAAAGGGCAAAAGCUGAAGAGAUGAAACUUGAAGCUUUAAAGCAUGCUGAUUUGGAGAAGGAAGUCAGGACACAAAAGGAAGAGGAGGCCUUGUUGGCUCAAGAAGUUGCCGAAAAGCGUGCUGCUGAAAUAUCUGAGAAGGAAGAGGCUAUGCGUCAACUGAAGAAUGAACUUGAGUCCAUCAGGUUGGAAGCUCAAGAAAAAGAUGCUGCCUACAGUGCUCUUAUUUUGCAACAAUCUCAAAUGAACAAGAUGAAUCAGACUCAUGUUCAAGAGAAUGACUAUGACGAGACUGUGGAGAGUGAGGAGAACACUGAAUAUGGUGCUGAACUUCAUGUUAAUGAACAUGAAGAAAUACCACGACCUGAAGAGGAAAGACAAACUUUAGCUGAGAAGAACCAGCGUCUUCAAGAACAACUGAAGGUGCUUGGUGAGCAGUUGCAGACGUCCAAAGAUAUUACAAAAGAGACAAAAAAUGACAUCCUCCACGCAGAAAAUGUCAGACAAGGCAGAGACAAGUACAAGACAUUGAAACAGAUCCGACAAGGCAACACAAAGAAGCGAAUUGAUGAAUUUGAAUCCUUCUAA
Messenger RNA from Acanthosepion pharaonis, 1860 nucleotides. Lineage: Eukaryota; Metazoa; Mollusca; Cephalopoda; Sepiida; Sepiidae. The record is from the annotation of a GenBank genome assembly.